Molecule: messenger RNA, 1134 nt
Organism: Rotaria socialis
Lineage: Eukaryota; Metazoa; Rotifera; Eurotatoria; Philodinida; Philodinidae
Source: the annotation of a GenBank genome assembly
AUGGCUUCAUCAUUGCAACCAAAAAGAAAUAAGAAAAAGCGGCAAAAUGGUCUUCCCAAUAGUCUUUUUACUCGUCUUCAACUUGUCAUGGCUCUUGACGAUUUUCCUGAUCAAUUGGAAGAUGCUUCAUCGUCAUAUGUAGACUCGUAUGAUGCUCGUGUUCUCGGUUCAUGCACUCUUGCUUGGCAUCUUCCGACGGAUCCGCUAAGUGUUUCAAAUUAUCGUCGUUGCAGUGUUAUACCCGGUCAAGUUCCAUAUUAUGUUCCACCUUUGCUUCCCUGUCCUCUACCAUCAGACUCUCGACCCAACAGCCGAAUUGUAAAACCAACCCAUGCUUCUAUUCUUCCUCUCCUCUUAACUGCUCGUCAGGUUCGUGUUGAUGUUCGACAAUAUGAUUUUGUGAGUGAAAGAAAUUCCCUUCGUAAAUUCAUGCUGAAUGAUGAAGAUUACAUAAUAAGUGUCAUGCGAUUCGAUAAUACAAUAUUUUUGAGACGCCACGCUGCGUAUCAUUCCAUCGACAGGAAUGAUAAGGGAUAUCGAUUCGAAGAAAUGUGUACUACUACGAGCAAUUAUUUGGAUGGUGAUUACCAUCAAUUGACCGAAGGACGAAUUGGUGAACUAAGGACGCUUAUUUUGGCUGAAACAGACGCCAUCAAACAAGAGAACGGAGAAGCAAUUGAAUUGAAGUGCCAUAAAAAUCUUCCGGGAAAAUGGAUGCAGCAUGAUUGGUGGUCACAAUCAUAUCUGAGUGGAACAAAUACGAUUAUUCAUGGUCGUCACUCGAACAAUCAAGCAUCAGAAAUUUCUCAUCUAGUUGAAUAUCGAGUCUCGCAAUUGAGCGAUAACCAAUCAAAGAUCGAAAGUUUCCAACGUCUCCAUCGAAUUCUUCAAUUUCUUCGCUAUAAUGUGGUUGAAAGACGAACUUAUUUGUUACGUCGGCAUCAUGAUCCAGUAGCGACAAAGAGUGAUUUGUAUUUUGAUUAUGAACCAGAAUUACCACCAUUAUCAACCAAUGAAUAUAGAGAUGUAUCAGAAAUUGGUGAAGCGGAAGAUCCAUCGCCGGAGGAAGAAGCUAAAAUUCGAGCGGCAGAAAAACCAGCUGCUGAUGAAGAUGAAGAAAAAGAUGAUGAUUAA